UAUGCACUCGUACAAAUGCUUUAAAAACAGCUGAAGUCCAUUUUAAUUUCAUUUUAUACGAAAUAUAUUUGUAGGUGUUUAAGUCAGCGUAUAUUCCAACGAGCAUGGCUGACGACAAAAUGAUAAGAUAUUGCAAAAUUAUCAUUGCAAUAAGGCAAGUUCUGACAUUAACUCUACAGGAUCUACUCAGUAAAAAGAUUCCUCCUACAGAUAUUUUCCAAAGGGUUAGUAAUGGAACCAAAAAACAAAAGGAAAACGUCAAGAAUCAGAUGCCAUUGAUAGAAGCCGCGGCGAAUGAGGAGGACUAUAGUUCACUAGAUAUAACGCUACUUUAUUCUCUGCUGAGGAAUUUCACAGACGUCUCAGAACCCACUGAGGGAUGGAGAAAGGAACGAAAGGAUGGUUUUAUAAGACUUGGAGACGACAUUGAGAGAAUUCGACAUAUGCGCAACAAUUGUGUUCAUGGUCCGUUUUUGAAUCAGUUAUCUCCGGACAAAUUUGAGGAAAUCACAACAAAUAUGAUUGGGAUCUGUGAUCGAAUGACGAAACAUAUCGGGGGCGAUUUAAACUAUUCCCAAUGUCUGCAUGGCAUUCUUAGGAGAGACUUAAGUUUUAACGACAAGCUAAAAACUCAGACGAAAAGAACCGUGGAACAUCUGCGACAAGACCAACUACAAGAAAUAAUUUCUAGGAAGAGAAAAAUGUCGGAGAUAAUACAUCGACAAUCCUCUCGAAAAAGAUUAAGAACCUACCCCAGAAACAGACGUGUAUCUGCACCAGACUAUGCAGAUGUGAGGGCAGCAGUACUGCGUCAGUUAAAACAAACCUGUUCUAGAAGAAAUCUACAGAAACCAAAGUCCAUCUUAGUGAUUGGACAAGCAGGAGUAGGAAAGUCGUCUUUUAUCAACUCCUCUACCACGGCCAUGACAGGAAAAUAUUGCCCGUAUGCUAAAUCUGGAUGUGGCGAGAAUGUUACCGCAGAAAAUAACGUGAUACGCUGUAGCAAAUACGGACACAGUAAAACAAAAGACUUAUUCUUGCCCACCUUUAUGGAUAUGAUUGGUCUGGAUAAAGUAUUCUCAACAGACAAUGAUAAACUGGAAGAGUGGCUUGCAGAUGAAAUGUUAGAAUCCCUUAUUGAUGGAACAUUUCCGGAUAAUACGGAUCUCUGGAGUUACUCAAAGAGACGCAUGGGAAAUUACGUCCCUGUUGAUGACAGCAAUGUAGGAGUUUUUAUUGAUAUCAUCGUAAUGGUGUGGGCAUCGAAGUUUGGUAGUUCCCUCCAUAAGAAAGUUAUUAAAUGUAUAAAUCGGCAAAGGAAUUUCAAGGGACAGGACAUUCCUGUGUUUGUCGUUUUGAGCAAAAUGGACGAAUGUGAUCUUGAAGCGGAGGAUUUGAAGAACACAAAUGCAUAUGUGAACAGCUGAAAAUUGAAAACAGUCACAUUCUGGAAUUUGUGAAUUAUAUUGAUAAUCAAGGUUGGAAUAAUGAUUUCCAUUCAGAGAUACCCAUUUUGCAAUUCUUGAACAAGUCAGGUGGUUAUUUUCCUCCAUAUCAAAGUAUUAAAGCUUCUCAAUAUAAUAAAUGAGGAGAAUUGGAUUUAUAAUACAUGUAUCGUGCUUUGUUGCUUAUGAUGUGUAGUGAAUUGAAUUGCAUAAAAUGCUUUUUGGUUAUCCCACCUCUGGUGUGUCCAGAGGUCCGUGUUUCCCCAACUAUCUAUUUUGUAUUG
Molecule: messenger RNA, 1729 nt
Organism: Ostrea edulis (European flat oyster)
Lineage: Eukaryota; Metazoa; Mollusca; Bivalvia; Ostreida; Ostreidae
Exons: 6
Coding region: 105-1427 (440 amino acids)
Source: RefSeq, a predicted model, not a curated record